This is a messenger RNA of Sus scrofa (pig), 1134 nucleotides long. The record is from RefSeq and is a predicted model, not a curated record. Lineage: Eukaryota; Metazoa; Chordata; Mammalia; Artiodactyla; Suidae.
AUGGCCCCAACCUCAGCCUUCCUCACGGCCCUGGUGCUACUCAGCUGCAAUGCCAUCUGCUGUCUGGGCUGCGACCUGCCUCAGACCCACAGCCUGGCUCACACCAGGGCCCUGAGGCUCCUGGCACAAAUGAGGAGAAUCUCCCCCUUCUCCUGCCUGGACCACAGAAGGGACUUUGGAUUCCCCCAAGAGGCCUUGGGGGGCAACCAGGUCCAGAAGGCUCAAGCCAUGGCUCUGGUGCAUGAGAUGCUCCAGCAGACCUUCCAGCUCUUCAGCACAGAGGGCUCGGCUGCUGCCUGGGAUGAGAGCCUCCUGCACCAGUUCUGCACUGGACUGGAUCAGCAGCUCAGGGACCUGGAAGCCUGUGUCAUGCAGGAGGUGGGGCUGGAAGGGACCCCCCUGCUGGAGGAGGACUCCAUCCUGGCUGUGAGGAAAUACUUCCACAGACUCACCCUCUAUCUGCAAGAGAAGAGCUACAGCCCCUGUGCCUGGGAGAUCGUCAGGGCAGAAGUCAUGAGAUCCUUCUCUUCCUCCACAAACCUGUGAGACAGAUUCAGGAAGAAGGCGUGACAGACACCUGGUUCAUCGUGGAAAUGCUUCUCACUGACUAACAAGCCCACACUUCCUCCUGUGCUGCCAGGUCACAGACCCUCAUUUCUGUUGUCAUCCUGCUAUGAACUGAGUCAAUUUGUCAAAGGUUUUCAGGAGUACUAAGCAAUGUCAUGUUCAACUCUAUAGGCACAAGUUUCUUACAGAGCCCAUGAUGAUCUAUUUAUUUAUAUAUUUAAAUAUUUAUUUAUUUAAAUAUUUAUAACAUUUAAAUUAUCUUUGUUUAUAUAAAAUUUUGUAUACCUUUACUUUGUGGUAAUAAAAUAAAAUGUGUCUUUACAGGUUAAUUUAUUAUUGUGUUCUAUUUAUUAAAUUUUUAUUAUAGAAAACUUCCUGUAUUUCUUUAUUGUUUAAAAAGAAAUACCUAGCUUGACCAUGCAACUGGGUUCAAGAAUGGAUGACACAAGGGAGUUCCUACUGUAGCACAGUGGAAAUGAAUCCGACUAGUAUCCAUGAGGAUGCAGGUUCAAUUGCUGGCCUUGCUCAGUGGGUUAAGGAUCCGACGUUGCUGUGAGCUGUGAUGUA